Orycteropus afer afer is the source of this 1208-nucleotide messenger RNA. Its product is annotated as carbohydrate sulfotransferase 6. Gene Ontology annotation, molecular function: N-acetylglucosamine 6-O-sulfotransferase activity. Gene Ontology annotation, cellular component: Golgi membrane. NCBI's taxonomy places the organism in Eukaryota, Metazoa, Chordata, Mammalia, Tubulidentata, Orycteropodidae. The record is from RefSeq and is a predicted model, not a curated record. Gene Ontology annotation, biological process: carbohydrate metabolic process; N-acetylglucosamine metabolic process; keratan sulfate proteoglycan biosynthetic process.
CUGCUGGUGACAUGUGGCUGCCACGCGUCUCCAGCACUGCGGUGACUGCACUCCUGCUGGCGCAGACGGGCCUCUUGCUCUUCCUGGUCUCCCGGCCGGGUUGGCCUGGGCCACCAUCCCCAGCAGAUGGCAAGGAGCGUGUGCACGUGCUGGUAUUGUCCUCAUGGCGCUCGGGCUCAUCCUUAGUGGGCCAGCUCUUCAGCCAGCACCCGGACGUCUUCUACCUGAUGGAACCCGCGUGGCACGUGUGGACCGCCCUGUCGCAGGGCAGUGCACCGGCGCUGCACAUGGCUGUGCGUGACCUGGUGCGCUCCGUCUUCCUGUGCGACAUGGCCGUGUUCGAUGCCUACCUGCCUUGGCGCCGGAAUCUGUCAGACCUCUUCCAGUGGGCAGUGAGCCGAGCGCUGUGCUCGCCGCCGGCCUGCAGCGCCUUCCCUCGUGGCGCCAUCAGCAGCGAGUUCGUGUGCAAGCCCCUGUGUGCGCGGCGGCCCUUCGCCCUGGUGGAGGAGGCCUGCCGCUCCUACAGCCACGUGGUCCUCAAGGAGGUGCGCUUCUUCAACCUGCAGGUGCUCUACCCGCUGCUCACUGACCCCGCGCUCAACCUGCGCAUCGUGCACCUGGUGCGGGACCCGCGGGCAGUGCUGCGCUCCCGAGAGCAGACGGCCAAGGCGCUGGCGCGCGACAAUGGCAUCGUGCUGGGCACCAACGGCACGUGGGUGGAGGCCGACCCGGGCCUGCGCGUAGUGCGCGAGGUGUGCCGUAGCCACGUGCGCAUCGCCGAGGCGGCCAUGGACAAGCCGCUGCCCUUCCUGCGAGGCCGCUACCGCUUGGUGCGUUUCGAGGACCUGGCGCGGGCGCCGCUGCCGGAGAUCCGUGCGCUCUACGCCUUUGCUGGGCUGCGCCUCACGCCGCCGCUCGAGGCCUGGAUCCACAACAUCACGCACGGGGCCGGGCCUAGCGUGCGCCGCGAGGCCUUCAAGACCACCUCGAGGGAUGCGCUCAAUGUCUCCCAGGCCUGGCGCCACGCUCUGCCCUUCGCCAAGAUCCGGCGCGUGCAGGAGCUGUGUGCCGGGGCGCUGCAGCUGCUGGGCUACCGGCCAGUGUUCUCCGAGGAUGAGCAGCGCGACCUCUCCCUCGACCUGGUACUGCCUCGUGGCCCGAGCAGCUUCAGCUGGGCAUCAUCCACCGCCACGCACCCAGGGCCUUAG